This is a messenger RNA of Drosophila obscura, 1635 nucleotides long. RefSeq names its product fibrous sheath CABYR-binding protein-like. NCBI's taxonomy places the organism in Eukaryota, Metazoa, Arthropoda, Insecta, Diptera, Drosophilidae. The record is from RefSeq and is a predicted model, not a curated record. The transcript has 3 exons. Bases 1 to 1635 code for a protein of 544 amino acids.
AUGUUGGAAUUUUACUUGGAGGAACAAGCCAGAAGUGUGGGGAGCCGCAAUCCCGAGAUCCAGCGCAAGCGACGGGCGGAGCCCUCGCGAGGAGCGAGUGGUCCUCGUGGGCGUCUCCUCGAAGCAGACGGGAGCCGGAAGUGUCGCCAGGAGCAACGGAGGAGGAGGACAGCGACGGCAGCGACGUGGUGGUGGUCUCCGUCGAGCCGGCUCCGAGGGAGAGCCGAGCUCCGGAGAUGGCAGCUCAACGACGAGGAGGAGCGGGCACGGGAGCAGGAGCUGCGACGCGACGCAGCGUUCCUCGGCAUCGCCAUCCGAUCGGCGGAGCGCUAUUUGCGUGAGCGGAAGCGCGAAACUGCAGGGCAACGGGAGCCGAAGCAGCCGUUGAAAACCAGGCCGCCAGCGACGCCAUCGCAGCCGACGUCAAGGCCAGCAGCAGCGCAGCAGGGACGGACGGCAGAGGUACCGUUGCAACGGAGAGCGCAGGCCUCAGCACACCCGACAGCGCAGCCGCCAGCGACGUCAGCAGCGCAGCCGCCAGCGACGCCAGCGGCGCAGCCACCAGCGACGUCAGCAGCGCAGCCGCCAGCGACGCCAGCGGCGCAGCCACCAGCGACGCCAGCAGCGCAGCCGCCAGCGACGCCAGCAGCACAGCCGGCAGCGACCCCAGCAGCGCGGCCAACAGCCGAGACCGUGCGGAGGAGCCAGAUGGAGCAGCAGCGCAAUCGGCGAGCAGCAGCAGAGGCGCGACGCGAGGAGGAGCGGCGACGCGAGGAGGGACGGGAACGCCGGCACCCCGAGCCACCGCCGCAGCCACAGAGCACACAACAACCGACGCCCCCGCAGUCACCGCCACCAAAAUCACCACCGCCGAACGCACCGACACAACAGUCGUCGUCACGACAGGAGGAGGCACCGAAGGAGCCGCCACAGGAAGAGGCCCAGCGGCCCCAGUGGGGUGGUCCGGAGACCGCGGUGUGCGGGUCAUUUGUGUCACAAAACGUGCACACGGCGGUAAGGAAUGGCAUGAUAUGGCACCACCAAGUUAUCCACAUAACGUGGGCGUCGGGACCCGCACCAUCGGAAGCGCAGGAAGAACGGAAAGUAUGGGAGGAGGAACCGGCCCCGCGAAGCAACGCGCGUGAUCCACGACAGCACCGGAGGCAGGCAGAGGCCAUGAGGGCAGAGGAGACGGCGUCGGAGGAGCGGGAGCCAGCGGCAGCGAAGGCACCGGCUGCGACGGCGACAGAGGCACCGACAGCGGCAGCAACGGAGGGGGCGGCAGCGACGGAAGAGGCGGCAGCGCCAGCGACGGCGACGGCAACGGAAAUACCGACAUCUUUGUCGCAAGAUUUGUAUUUAGGGUGUGAGGAAUGGAGUUUCCUCACAGGGGAACCAAAUAUGGGCAUGAGAGUAUGCCUCCGGUACGAGCCCGUGGAGGGAGUCGGGAAUGGAGGAGCCCGCAAGGAGCGGCGCUCACGUCAGGCUAGGAACGGCGGGAGCGGGCCGGCAGCGGUCCAGCGCAUGUCCAUGUAUGGACAUGAGAUCGCGCCACCAGCCCGGUGGCUGGUCGUGAGGAAAUCAGGCGAAGAGGCCGAUGGCAGCGGUCCAGCGCAUGUCCAUGUAUGGACAUGA